CAGAGCCAGAGUGGGCUUCUGCGAAUGGGUCACUUCUGGGGCGUCUUUCUUCCCACGAAGGCCCUGCCCCUUCCCACGCCCCUGAAGGUGCCCGCCGACGGCGUCCUGCAGUCUAGCCUUGCUCAGCGCCGCCUCCCGCGCGUGCUAAAGCGAAGGAGUUCAGAACAGAAUGGAAAAAAAUUUGCAGAGCAAGGUCUGGAUGCUUCUAGCAAGGGCUUUGGCCAUUGCUCCUGCCGCCGCCGUGUAUCUUCUUCCAGUACCACGAAGAGUGAGAAAAAGACCAGGUGCACCACUGGAUGCCUGCGGACUGCGGAAGGGGCAGCCAGCACCGGUCAGAAGACAGAGGCUUGCACCCACGUCAAGGGACCCGCAGCCGAAAACUUUCUAGUGAUGAGGGAUUUGUGAAGACUGCACGAAGGCUGCCAAGCUGCCCAGGAUUAAAAAAAAACAAAACAAAACCUGGUUUAAAAUCUUCUCUGAGACCGGAGAGCAUAACGGCCCCAUCGCCACCACAGUGCCCGUUAGGAUAAGACUCAGGAACAGUCCAAAGGAGGAGAUGCAUAGACAAGAUGUGGGGGGAGCAUCUUGAAGACAGUUGCAUUGGGUCAGAUGUUGUCCUUGUGUAUAUGCGGGACGGCCAUUACCAGCCAGUACCUGGCAGAAAGAUACAGAGUGAACACGCCCAUGCUUCAAAGCUUUAUCAACUAUUGCCUGCUGCUGCUUUUUUAUACGGUGAUGCUGGCAUUCCGGUCAGGUAGUGAUAACCUUCUGCACAUCUUGAAGAGAAAAUGGUGGAAGUACGUCCUGCUUGGACUAGCGGACGUGGAAGCCAAUUACCUGAUUGUCAGAGCGUACCAGUAUACGACUCUAACCAGUGUCCAGCUUUUGGACUGCUUUGGGAUUCCUGUGUUGAUGGCGCUCUCGUGGUUUGUUCUCUAUGCAAGAUACAGAGUGAUCCACUUGAUUGCCGUAGCUGUCUGUCUGCUGGGCGUGGGGACGAUGGUCGGUGCCGACAUACUGGCAGGGAGAGAAGACAAUUCAGGUAGUGACGUGCUGAUUGGUGACAUCUUGGUCCUUCUUGGAGCUUCUCUCUAUGCUGUUUCUAACGUGUGUGAAGAGUAUAUCGUGAAGAAGCUGAGCAGGCAGGAGUUUUUAGGAAUGGUGGGCCUAUUCGGAACCAUUAUCAGCGGCAUACAGCUAUCGAUCGUUGAAUGUAAGGAUAUUGCCAGCAUUCAGUGGGACUGGAAAAUCGCCCUGCUGUUUGUGGCGUUUGCCCUCUGUAUGUUUUGCCUGUACAGCUUUAUGCCGCUGGUGAUUCAGGUCACUAGUGCCACUUCUGUGAACUUGGGCAUCCUGACAGCCGACCUCUACAGUCUUUUCUUUGGACUCUUUCUGUUUGGCUAUAAGUUUUCGGGGCUCUACCUCCUGUCCUUCACCGUCAUCAUGGUGGGGUUUGUCCUCUACUGCUCCACCCCCACGCGCACAGCCGAGCCGGCAGAGAGCAGCGUGCCGCCCAUCACCAGCAUCGGAAUCGACAACCUAGGACUGAAGCUCGAGGAGAACCUGCAGGAGACCCCCUCGGCCGCCUUGUAGCUGGACAAGAAGGGGUGCACACGCCUGAGGCUUCCUGGGAAGCCGGGAGCCGUCGCCGGGGGCAAGCAGAGCCCGCUGAGCACCGAGGGGACACUUGGAAAAUUGGUAGGUGGGGAGUGAGCCCCGUAGCAUUGGACUGGAUCCGGUGGUUAAAUUUUACAAAGGAAUACAAAAUAAUGUAUCAGAAGUAGAAACAUGAAAAUAGAACAGAAGACAGGGUGGCUGGGAUCGUGUCUCUGUUAGCGUCAGGGAGACAAGCUGUGCCCCCGUACUGGGGUCUCGGAGGCACAGGUGGGAGAGCACUGGGGGGAGACAACCAGGCACGAUCCAGCCUCGGGACAGGGCCUGAAAGUGGGCUGUCCAGCUGGGCUGGGCAGUCAGAAGUUGGGGGAGUCGGUGUGGUUUGGGGUAGGCUUCCACAGUUAGAGGCUUCUGGGUUUUGUCUCGCUUGAGACACUCGUUGUCCACAAGCCUUGUGGCCUUCAUACCACAGUGAGGUCUGGUGAUUGCAUAUGGCGGCAUGGGUCGGUAGCCCUUGAGAAAUCCCGAGAUACAAGUGUGAGUAUCGUAGAUGUAGGAAAGAAGGGUCCAUACAGUAGACUGAGGAACCCUGUCUCCGUUGUUCAAAGAGGGUGCCACACUACUUCUCACCAAGUGUUUGUAACGUGCCAUGAGACAUCAACUACCACUAUGCCACUUUACAAAAACUGUGUAUGUAAACUUUUUUCUAAUGUAAUAAAGAAAUUGAGGGUAAAUGUUCAUGUUAUUAAAAGAUUUUGAUUUCAUGGAAAUA
This is a messenger RNA of Felis catus (domestic cat), 2386 nucleotides long. RefSeq names its product solute carrier family 35 member F2 (gene SLC35F2). The transcript has 10 exons. Gene Ontology annotation, cellular component: membrane. Gene Ontology annotation, biological process: transmembrane transport. Gene Ontology annotation, molecular function: transmembrane transporter activity. NCBI's taxonomy places the organism in Eukaryota, Metazoa, Chordata, Mammalia, Carnivora, Felidae. Bases 610 to 1593 code for a protein of 327 amino acids. The record is from RefSeq and is a predicted model, not a curated record.